Penicillium coprophilum is the source of this 1284-nucleotide messenger RNA. RefSeq lists its product as uncharacterized. The coding region runs from base 1 to 1284 and encodes 427 amino acids. Lineage: Eukaryota; Fungi; Ascomycota; Eurotiomycetes; Eurotiales; Aspergillaceae. The transcript has 6 exons. Gene Ontology annotation, cellular component: membrane. Gene Ontology annotation, molecular function: phosphotransferase activity, for other substituted phosphate groups. The record is from RefSeq and is a predicted model, not a curated record. Gene Ontology annotation, biological process: phospholipid biosynthetic process.
AUGAAUGCCAUCUACCGAAUGGUCCAAGAGACCCAAGAUUCGCUUUCCGAUGAGGCUCUCCUACCCCUUAAGUCCUACAAGUAUUCGGCUGUCGACAAGUCGUUCAUUUCUCGGUACAUCUUGAAGCACUACUGGAAUGCUUUUGUCGAGGUUGUGCCGAUGUGGAUGGCCCCGAACAUGGUGACCCUUCUUGGGUUCAUGUGGAUCGUGGCCAACGUGUUCAUUAUUCAGAUUUUUGUGCCAGAUAUGGUGGGACCCGGCCCCGCAUGGAUUUACUACAGCUUCGCUCUUGGCAUGUGGAUGUAUUCUACUCUUGACAAUGUGGAUGGUAAACAGGCACGCCGAACCGGAACGUCCAGUGGACUCGGAGAACUUUUUGAUCACGGUAUCGACUCUUUGAACUGCACGCUUGCCAGUCUGCUUUCGACGGCCGCUAUGGGAUUCGGAGCCACUCAUCUUGGUGCUUGGACCGCAAUCGUGCCUUGCCUGGCCAUGUAUUUCUCGACAUGGGAGACCUUCCAUACCCACACGCUUUACCUAGGUUACUUCAAUGGUCCGACCGAGGGCCUUCUCAUCGCCAUUGGAAUCAUGGUUGCUUCUGGAAUUUGGGGCCCCGGAAUGUGGUCUCAGCCGAUUGUUGGGUUCCUUAACUUCCCCCAAAUCUUCGGCAACAGCUCGAUCAAGGACCUCUGGGUGCCCAUUCUCCUGGGUGGCUUUUUGCUCGGCCAUCUUCCCGGAUGUGUUAUGAAUGUUGCUGAAUCCCGCAAGAAGCAGGGCUUGCCGCUCACCCCGUUGCUUAAGGAGUGGGUGCCUAUGCUCGUCUUCACCUUCGCCAAUAUCGCCUGGCUGUUCUCGCCUUAUUCGACUGUUCUUUCCGGCAACCACCUGAUUUUGUUCUGCUGGGUCAUCGCAUUUGUCUUCGGACGCAUGACCACCAUGAUCAUUUUGGCCCAUCUUCUGAGACAGCCCUUCCCCCUCUGGACCGUGAUGCAGGCUCCCCUUAUUGGCGGUGCGGUCCUCAUCAACCUGCCCAUGAUCGGCUUCCCGGUUAUUGCCCCAUGGCUGGAACUGCUGUACCUCCGUCUAUACUUCCUCUUCGCCCUGGUCAUCUACAUGCACUGGGCGGUCCUUGUCAUCAACCGCAUCACUACUUUCCUCGGUAUCAACUGCCUGACUAUCCGAAAGGAUAGGGGCGCCGCGAGAGAUAGAGCUUAUCGUAACCUCGGUGAAUCGUCCCACAUAACUCAGUCUCGCGCUUCGACUGACACAUCCAAGAUACAUUGA